Messenger RNA from Achroia grisella, 1268 nucleotides. RefSeq names its product tetratricopeptide repeat protein 8 (gene BBS8). Gene Ontology annotation, molecular function: protein binding. Lineage: Eukaryota; Metazoa; Arthropoda; Insecta; Lepidoptera; Pyralidae. Gene Ontology annotation, biological process: non-motile cilium assembly. The record is from RefSeq and is a predicted model, not a curated record. Gene Ontology annotation, cellular component: ciliary basal body; non-motile cilium; BBSome. The coding region runs from base 1 to 1254 and encodes 417 amino acids. The transcript has 5 exons.
AUGGAUAUUGACUAUAAGAUUUUGAAUUUAUAUAAAACAAAACAAUACGAUAAAUGUUUAAAUUUAUGCACAACGGCUCUACGCGACAAAAGCGACAGAAUGUUAGAAUUUAUUCAAAUGCGAGCUAUGACUAUUCAAGCGAAGAUUGCGGGUAAUGGAUAUGAAGAAGUAGAGUAUUUUCCAUAUCAAGAUGAUUUAGCAACUACUGCAGUGGCUAAAACACCAAGAGUCGGCACAGCAUUUCAGAGAGAAGUUAAGACAGCGCAACAGUUGAAUAAACGAGCAAGUGGAACGGCAACUAGUCGGGGCGUGGGUACUAGUCGAGUCCGUAGCGCGAGGACUGCAUUGCAUACAGCAUCUCGGUUGUCGAGAGCUGCUACUGCACUCGCCGGAGGGGCGCCGUUCACUGCGGGCACGCCUCUUUCCCUUAGAUUUCUUUCAAAAGAGGACAAACUCUUUGUUCCUGCUGCGAAAACUUUGUUCGAAUAUGUCUAUUACUGCGAAGGCGAUAUUAGAAAGGCCAUAGAUAUAGCAUUCCAAGCCCAAAAAUCAAAUGAUAUUACAGAUUGGUGGUGGAACUUCUCAUUAGCCCGGUGCUACUCUGCACUUGGAAUGUAUAGAAAUACAGAAGAAUGUUUGCGACAAGCUCUUAAACAAAACAAACACAUUUCAAUUUAUCUCCGUUUAGUUGCAAUGUAUGUUGGAUUAAAUCAGCCAUUAUCUGCUCUCGAAGUGUGUAAGCAAGGACUUUUAAUAUUUCAUGAAUACACGCCCUUAUUACUAGAGCAAGCUCGGAUUCAUAAUGAAAUGGGUAAUCCAGCUUUAGCUGUAAAAGAGUACAGAAUGGUCGCUUUGGAAGACCCAUCAAAUAUGGAAGCUAUAGCCAGUAUAGCGAUGUAUAAUUUUUAUAAUGAUCAGCCGGAAAUAGCUUUACGUUAUUAUAGGAGACUGCUAGCUACCAAUGUGCCUGGGCCAGAAAUAUUUAAUAACCUUGGUUUAUGUUGCCUCUACUGUAAUCAGUGGGAUCUGAUAUUGCCUUGUUUUAGGCAAGCACUUUACUUCUCUGCGAAUGCAGAGAUUAGAUCAGAUAUUUGGUUCAACCUUUCUCACGUUGCAAUGUCUACCGGUGACAUGUUACUUGUCCGUCGUUGUUUGCAAGUGAGCCUAGCAACUGACACAGAGAAUGAAGCUUCAAAGAAUGCAUUGCGUGCAAUCAAUGCACGAUUACGGGCACGUAGAACGGCUGUAUUAUAAUUGAUUAAAAAUGA